AUGAACUUAAAAAUUUUUCGCCUCAACUUUCUAGUGAAGGAACUGGAGAAAGGAAGAAAAGUUGGAGGAUUUGGCGAAGGAUUUGGCCAAGGAAGCACAAGGAAGAUGGAAGAAGCCAAACAAGCAGCACAUAGAAGAUUUCGAAUCCUUAAAGGAACAGAAGUGUGCGGAAGAAAUUAUGGCGUUCGAGGAAUCGAGAAGAUGAAAGUUGAGGGAGAGAUUCUCGAUGUCGACGGCGAAAUUAAAAGAAGACGGAACGGAAUGUACCAAAAAUUGGAGAAAGUUCAAAAUAGAUUUCAAAGAAAACCUGAAUUGCGAAAUAAUAGACACCGCGAAACCACAAACGAAGAGAGCAGAAGAGAGGUCACCAGACUGUACGAGGCAAAUGAUAUCCGACAGGGAGAGAAGGUGGAAACCGGCGAGACAGUGAGAAAAAGGUGGAGGGACCAUAACACGCGUGUGUAA
Messenger RNA from Caenorhabditis briggsae, 465 nucleotides. The transcript is spliced from 3 exons. NCBI's taxonomy places the organism in Eukaryota, Metazoa, Nematoda, Chromadorea, Rhabditida, Rhabditidae. Bases 1 to 465 code for a protein of 154 amino acids. The record is from RefSeq and is a predicted model, not a curated record.